AUGGACCCUCAAAAUGAUAUAAGUGAAAAUGAAACUGUAGCUGAUGAACAAUUGGCAGAUAGUGUUGACAAUUGUCGUCCCAAGCUCAAGCUCAUAGAUGAAGAUACAAAUGUUAAGGAGCCUAAGGAUGGGAUGCUAUUUGACUCCAUGGAGGAACUUCAUGAAUAUUAUAGAAAUUACGCAAAGCAAAAGGGUUUUGGUGUGAUACAGAAGAAGAAAAAAAAGGAUGAAAAUGGAGAUGUACAUUACAUAACUCUAGCAUGUGCUCGUCAAGGCAGCAGGCAAUCCAGCUCAAGUAAUAGCUUUUGCAAGCCUAGCAAAACAAUUAGAACGGGAUGUAAGGCUACGUUAAAUGCAAAGUUAGUGGGUACAAAGUGGCAAAGGAGAUAUUUUAGAUGCCACAAGAACUUGGAUCCUUGUACGAAGAGAAAGCUUGAGAUAGAUGAUAGAGCUGGAAUUCGUAUGAAUAAGAUCUAUAACUCACUAGCUGUUGAAGCGGGAGGAUAUGAGAAUCUUUCAUUUGGAGAGAAAGAUUGUAGCAAUUAUAUUGCGAAGUCAAGACGUCUUCGCCUUGGCACAGGAGGUGCUACAGCACUUCGUGGCUACUUCGACAGAAUGCGGAAAGUGAAUGAUGAUUUUUAUUAUGAUAUAGAUGUGGAUGAUGAGUGUAGGUUAAAAAAUGUGUUUUGGGCUAACGCACGAAGCAGGGCAUCAUAUGACGAUUUCGGGGAUGUGGUUACUUUUGACACAACAUACUUGACUAACAAAUACGAAAUGCCAUUUGCCCCUUUUGUGGGAGUCAAUCACCAUGGUCAAUCAAUUCUUUUAGGGGCGGCAUUAAUUUCAAGUGACGAUACAUCAACAUUUGUUUGGUUGUUUGAGGCAUGGCUGAAAUGCAUGAAGGGCCGAGCGCCAAGGGCAAUUAUUACAGAUCAAGAUAGGGCUAUGAAAAGCGCAAUUAAUAAGACAUGUGACGAGUUUGAAGCAGAGUGGCAGAGUAUACUUGAGUGUUAUAAUCUAGAGGAUAAUGCAUGGUUGUGUGGUUUAUACAAUGAACGGACUUUCUGGGUACCGGCAUAUUUGAAGGGUGUAUUUUUGGCUGGCAUGAUUACCACACAACGGAGUGAGAAUCGAUAUGCUGAAUUGAGCAAACAUAUGUUGAAGUUAGCCGCAAUCGCAGCACCAGACGUGGACCAUUGCACGGAAGUGAAUAAUUAUGUUGAUAUGCUAAUUAAGAAAUUAAGUGGUCAAAGCUGUGAACAGUGUCCACCUUCCCAUCCACUCCCAAGUGCAAAAUCUGUUCCAAGUACAUCUAUGACUGGUAAUGGAGCCAUUGAUUGUAUGGCGAUGGAGGUGUGUAGUCCUCUUGUUGCUCGGAUUAAAGGGAAGCGAGCAUCAAAAAGAAAGGUGUCUGAAGUUGAAAAAGCAACAUGCCAAAGAUCACUAGUAGAUGAACUGGACACAAGUGAAGAUCUGUUGCCUUUUGUAAAUGAUGUUCAGCAUGAGCAAGCAAUUGGAAUCCAAAAUAGUGUAGUUACACAGUUGGAACUUGGAAGAGGUUUCUUUGAAGAACCAAAACGUUGGUGUUGGGCGGGGGAAGAUGGAGAUGGCGAGAAGGAUUUUUGGGUGAAAACCAGAUCUGAGGUUGCCGGUCCGAGAGAGAGUCUUGCCUGGACGGUGUCGGUCGGAAGAGAUGGAGAUGGGUCGUGGGCGCCGUUCGUCUGGGGUCGACGGUCUGCUGGGUUGCGGGUCGAGAUCGGUGGCCUACGGUAG
This is a messenger RNA of Alnus glutinosa, 1773 nucleotides long. Its product is annotated as protein FAR-RED IMPAIRED RESPONSE 1-like. The transcript is spliced from 8 exons. The record is from RefSeq and is a predicted model, not a curated record. NCBI's taxonomy places the organism in Eukaryota, Viridiplantae, Streptophyta, Magnoliopsida, Fagales, Betulaceae. Bases 1 to 1773 code for a protein of 590 amino acids. Gene Ontology annotation, biological process: regulation of DNA-templated transcription.